Molecule: messenger RNA, 1038 nt
Organism: Astrephomene gubernaculifera
Lineage: Eukaryota; Viridiplantae; Chlorophyta; Chlorophyceae; Chlamydomonadales; Astrephomenaceae
Source: the annotation of a GenBank genome assembly
CUUGGGGCAUAGUGUCAACUGAGUUGCUAGUUGUUAUUUUAGCACUCGCGAUCUAGCUGUCCUUUUAAACUGCUGGCCUUGACAGACCCAGCUAUUAGCGAGAUCAGAACAACAAUGAGUUCAUAGCACAGGAAGCCGAUCCUGCAAAUAAAAAUAAAGGCUUUGGCUUAAAAUGGCACAGGUGCGGCUGUGCACCCUGAAAGAAGCACAGAGCGUCAGGAGCGACCAAGGCGUCAGUGUAUAUGCCUGCAUCGUAAAUUCGUAUGCCGUAAUUCGGUCGAAUGGGAACGACCAUUACAUGCACCUCGUCCUCAAGGAUGAUACCUUGUCGCAUGGGGAGAGCCUUUAUGCCGUGGUAUUUGGAAAAUGCGAAGACCUUGACAAAAUUAGAGAGGCUGAGUUGCCCCUCAUUAUCCAUGUCCAUCACGCCAAGACACAACAGUUCAAGGGCAGCCUGCAGCUGCUGUUGAGGAGUAGCUCUGGCUUUGCCGUUUAUGCCGCUUCGGAAGAUAGGGGUGGAGAAGGCGCAGCUGCUGGUGGUUGUGGUGGGAGCAGGGGCGCCUAUGGCAGCCGGAACAAUGCCGCUAUGGCUCCCCUUAUGAAAUCCACUAUCGCCAGCAAGUUCCUACCGCCCGACCCCGAGCGCGUCCAGCAGCUGAGGCGGUGGAUACAGCAGCAGCGGGAGCCCCCGCCGCCCCCGCCGCAAGCAGCAGCGGUGGUGCCAGUGGCGUCACCUGCCGUACAGGUCCAACAAGGGGCUCGGCUGGUCAAGAUACAGGACGUGGCUCCUCCCUCGGACCCUGCGAGCGGCGCACCCGCAUGCGGCCACCUGCCCCCGGUGGACCUCAUAUGCAGGGUCCUCGCGGUAGACUUCACCUGCCUCCCCCACUACUUCAUCGUGCACGUGUGGGACGGCACGGACGCGCAGCCCCUGCCGCUGCAUUACACCUCCGCUCCGCCCGGGUACCUGCCGCCGGAGCAGCAGCUGCAGCAGCAACCCCACCAGCACCCUGAGGUGCAUCAGCAGCAGCAGCAGGG